CUCGCCUCGGGUGGAGGGACUGCGAGGAGGAAAGCAAAACUACACGGCCCAUCUCUGUGUAGUUUUGUUCUUUUCAGGGAAUAUUUCGAGGCUCAACCAUUCUCAUCGUGGAUUUCCCAGCACAAAUCUCUCUGGAUAAGGGUAUUGCUGCUUAUUAGUGGGCUCAGCCCCAUCAGUUUCUGGCACUCUUGUGGAGACAAGGUGCCGCCACUAUGUCAACGCAAGCACCAACAUUCAUACAGCCGCUACAGAGCGUUGUGGCACUGGAGGGUAGUGCCGCGAUGUUCCAGGCUCAAGUCAGUGGUUCUCCGGUUCCUGAGGUGAGCUGGUUUCGGGACGGACAGGUUCUGUCUGCUGCUGCUCUGCCAGGCGUUCAGAUCUCGUUCAGUGAUGGCCGCGCUGUUCUGAGGAUUCCCGCCGUGACCGCCGCACACAGUGGACGUUUCUCUGUCAGAGCCACCAACGGAGCAGGACAAGCCACCAGCACCGCUGAGCUCCUCGUUACAGCGGAGACCGUCCCACCCAACUUCCUUCAGAGACUGCAGAGCUCCACAGUGAGACAGGGGAGCCAGGUGAAGUUGAAUGUCAGAGUGAGUGGGAUCCCCUCACCUGGGGUGAAAUUCUACAGGGAGGGAGCAGAGAUCCAGAGCUCGACUGACUUCAAGAUCCUGCAGGAAGGAGACCUGUACACCCUGCUGAUAGCUGAGGCCUUCCCAGAGGAUUCUGGGACAUACUCUGUAAUAGCUACCAACAGUGGUGGACGGGUCACAUGCACUGCUGAACUGCUGGUUCAAGGUGAAGAAGCUGUUCCAGCUAAGAAAACCAAGACAACCCCACAGGUCCGACAGCCCAGAGAGGAAAAAGUAAGGCUCUGCAAAGCAUCAACCAUUUGA
Oryzias melastigma (Indian medaka) is the source of this 893-nucleotide messenger RNA. RefSeq names its product titin. The transcript has 5 exons. The coding region runs from base 213 to 893 and encodes 226 amino acids. The record is from RefSeq and is a predicted model, not a curated record. NCBI's taxonomy places the organism in Eukaryota, Metazoa, Chordata, Actinopteri, Beloniformes, Adrianichthyidae.